Messenger RNA from Closterium sp. NIES-67, 1399 nucleotides. The record is from the annotation of a GenBank genome assembly. Lineage: Eukaryota; Viridiplantae; Streptophyta; Zygnematophyceae; Desmidiales; Closteriaceae.
GAGUAUGGAUGGAAGGAGGAAUGGAGGAGGGAGGGGAGGAGGGAGGGGAGGAGGGAGGGGAGGAGGGCGAGGGGAGGAGGGAGGGGAGGAGGGAGGGAGGAGGGAGGGGAGGAGGGAGGGGAGGAGGGAGGGGAGGAGGGAAGGGAGGAGGGAGGGGAGGAGGGAGGGGAGGAGGGAGGGGAGGAGGGAGGGGAGGAGGGAGGGGAGGAGGGAGGGGAGGAGGGAGGGGAGGAGGGAGGGGAGGAGGGAGGGGAGGAGGGAGGGGAGGAGGGAGGGGAGGAGGGAGGGGAGGAGGGAGGGGAGGAGGGAGGGGAGGAGGGAGGGGAGGAGGGAGGGGAGGAGGGAGGGGAGGAGGGAGGGAGGAGGGAGGGGAGGAGGGAGGAGAGGAGGGAGGGGAGGAGGGAGGGGAGGAGGGAGGGGAGGAGGGCGAGGGGAGGAGGGCGAGGGGAGGAGGGCGAGGGGAGGAGGGCGAGGGAAGGAGGGAGGGGAGGAGGGAGGUGAGGAGGGAGGUGAGGAGGGAGGGAGGAGGAGGGGAGGAGGGAGGGGAGGAGGGAGGGGAGGAGGGAGGGGAGGAGGGAGGGGAGGAGGGAGGGGAGGAGGGAGGGGAGGAGGGAGGGGAGGAGGGAGGGGAGGAGGGAGGGGAGGAGGGAGGGGAGGAGGGAGGGAGGAGGGAGGGGAGGAGGGCGAGGGGAGGAGGGAGGGAGGAGGGAGGAGAGGAGGGAGGGGAGGAGGGAGGGGAGGAGGGAGGGGAGGAGGGCGAGGGGAGGAGGGCGAGGGGAGGAGGGCGAGGGGAGGAGGGCGAGGGAAGGAGGGAGGGGAGGAGGGAGGUGAGGAGGGAGGUGAGGAGGGAGGGGAGGAGGAGGGGAGGAGGGAGGGGGAGGAGGGAGGGGAGGAGGGAGGGGAGGAGGGAGGGGAGGAGGGAGGGGAGGAGGGAGGGGAGGAGGGAGGGGAGGAGGGAGGGGAGGAGGGAGGGGAGGAGGGAGGGGAGGAGGGAGGGGAGGAGGGAGGGAGGAGGGAGGGGAGGAGGGAGGGGAGGAGGAGGGGAGGAGGAGGGAGGAGGGAGGAGGGAGGAGGGGAGGAGGGCGAGGGGAGGAGGGCGAGGGGAGGAGGGCGAGGGGAGGAGGGCGAGGGGAGGAGGGCGAGGGGAGGAGGGCGAGGGAGAAGGGCGAGGGGAGGAGGGCGAGGGGAGGAGGGCGAGGGGAGGAGGGCGAGGGGAGGAGGGCGAGGGGGGAGGGCGAGGGGAGGAGGGCGAGGGAGGAGGGCGAGGGGAGGAGGGCGAGGGGAGGAGGGCGAGGGGAGGAGGGCGAGGGGAGGAGGGCGAGGGGAGGAGGGCGAGGGGAGGAGGGCGAGGAGGAGAGGAACAUGAGCUGUGAAAGCCUGACGCUUUGGGCGUGAGGCU